CUCUAUAAUAACUAGAAGAUCCGGAAAAUCGCAGCGACAGCGACAGCACCUGCGUAAUAUUGCACUAGUGUGAGUGGUGUGCUUGUACCAUUUUAUUUGUAUACAUUUUUUAAUCGCGACAAGUGCCGCAGCAUGACGUUCCUUUGAAAGCGUUCGAGGUGAGCUGUAGUAAGCGUAUUUAACGCGAGAAUCGAAGUCACCCUGGGAAAAAUUUACAUUCUGCGUGCGUUUUAAAGAAUUACGUACGCGUCCCCAGAUAUUAACAACAUGACAGCGGUAUAUCCGACUUUGCCGAAACUGGCGGUGAGAGACAGCCUCGACGACGACGACCUCACCGACAUCGACGACGAGGUGUUCAUCAGGGAUGGGAGAAACGGUGGAUUGAAGUUGGAUGAUGACGGAGUGAAGCGGCCCUUGAUGGCACCUCGUAGAAAAUCCAAAAAAUCUUGCAGCUUCCAGAGUCAUAAGGUCCCAUACAAGGCGUUCCUUGUGCCGUUAUGCUACGGAAUUACAGCCUUGAUCAUAGUGUUAGGCUUAAUUGUACUUUGUAUAUUUACCGCAAAUAUAUUCCCGAUGCCGUUAACUAUAUUGAAAAGCUGGCUGUCGCCCGAGCUGAAAGAGCCUGCGAAUGAAUCUGAGAUAAUUCCGUGUACGUCACUGUCGUCCAAGGUUUUAUGGACCAGAUCGUUGCCAAAGUUAAUACCUGAGGCACCUCUUAGGAGCAACGAUGUUAACUCUGAUGGAAUUGAGGAUAUUAUUGUGGGAUUUAGCACAGGUCUGGAUACAAUGGAUACGAAAUAUAUCUGUACUAUAUAUUUUGGGAGACAAACGCCAUGUCUAGGCGGUGUACUGGCGCUGAACGGUAAAACGGGCGAAACCAUCUGGACACAUUGGACUGCCCAUUCGAUAUUUUCCGUUGACUGUGGCGCAGACUUGACAAACGACAAGAUUAAGGAUUGCGUCAUAUCUGGACGCGGUGGAGUGCAAGCUAUUAACGGCCGUGACGGUUCCAACAUAUGGGAUAUACCACUUCAAGAUUCAGCUUCAGAGCUGCAAAUAACUUUGGACGUUUACGAUGCUAGAUUUACAGCGGAUAUGGACGGCGACGGUACUGGCGACGUAAUAGCGUCGCAUGCCGUCCAAUCGGACAACAUUCAAGCGAGCAACAUACUCGUGAUAUCGGGUAGAAGUGGUAAUGUCAUACGCAACAUUGAUUUACCGGAUACGGAACAGCUGUUCGUAGCCCCGCAAAUUAUAGUGCAUCCUGACGGAGAAAAUAUAUUUGUUCUGGCUACAACCAGUCAACAAGAUGCCGGCGGAUUAUAUAUAGUGUCCCAAGCUAAUAUAUUUUACGGUGAUUUGCAAUUACGAAAGCUUAAUCAUAACACCGGCAAAAAUGCACUGUUGCCACCGAUCCUAAUUGAUAUUACGUCGGAUGGAAUUGAAGAUAUUGUCGCCGCUAUGUUCAAUUCUACGAUUGUGGCAUACAACGGAUCCACGUUUGAACCUAUCUGGAAUUAUACAGUCCCCAAUUCCGAAGUAAUCAGCAUUCCCAUUCCCGGUUAUUAUAACGACGACGAUAUACCGGACUUUAUGGUGAAGCAUCAGAUAGGUACUGGUUUGGCCACGUACUAUUAUACCAUAGCCACGGUCAUAGACGGUCGUAAUGGACUGCCUUUGCUCGAAAAACCGAUGGAGGAUAGCUUGAGCGGGCAAAUGUCCGGUUUGUCGGUCACCGUCGACGGAUUUGGCAACGACUGGUUUUUGCAUUGGUCCACCGACUGUUUAAACUACGAGGGAGUCAAGGAAAAAUAUCAGUUCUUGAAAGAACAGAGUUUCAUGUCGCAAACGCGCGCCGAUCCUUGCUUCCUGAGAUUCAAUUCAACGCUCACUACGAGACUUCUAGCUUUGAGCCAGCACGUCGGUCCGCCCGGAGUGUCGUUGUACUUUUCGGAGGAUUGGAAGUCCCUGGAAUUCAAUAAUUCAGUCGAUUCACGAAAGGAAGAGGAAAAGUACCUGAACUCCUAUUCGGGAUUAAAAAUCCCGGACACUUACGCAAACAUACCGCUCGUUUCCGAGAGAUCGCCGGGAGUUCAUAAAAACCAUCGAAAAGAAAGCAUCUUCAAGCAUAAAGAUAAUAAUAUACUCGAGAUCGGCAAAUACGACUCGGAUGCAAUAUACGAAAACGUUGACGAAUUCAAGAGCCACAAGAAGCACAAUCCCGAGGACACCGUAGAGAAUUUAGACGUAGAUCAAGCAUGGAAGCAGGAUAACAAAUGGAUGGAUGACGAUAUGCAGACGGAUAAAGAAUAUGGUAGUAUAUACGAAAGUGAUAAUAGUAACAAUGAAGACGGACAGCAGAGUGUGGAUUAUUCGCAAGGUGAAGUGCGAGAGCAGAGGAGCAUUAUUGUAGCUAAGGAUCCAUAUUCAAUAAAUAUUUCUGACAAAGAACAUGGCUCCAAGGAAAUUAGCGAUUACCCAACACCCGAAUCGACGCAACAUAAUUUGCAGUUGGAUCACAAGAAUAUUAACACAGAGAAUAAGAGAGGAAUGAAGGAAAUCAAGAACAAGAAGAAUGGCUCGAUGAACAAACCUGAUACAAUGAAUGUAUUAAUGACGCCAAUUUCAAAAUCUCAAGAGGAGGUAUCGUCAACUAUGUCGAGCGAUAAAUCAAAUAUGGAAAGGACUACUACAAUACGGAGUGCAUUAAAUACGAGCGGAUUAACAGAAGUCAAUAUUAGUAUGGAAUAUCUGAACGACACACACACCGAUGAAUCAAAUGUUACUAAAAAUCAAAUGAUCACCAAUCAUCAAGAUGAAACUUCCACUACUAAGAAAGUCGUAGACGCGACACAGCGGAGACAGAUUUAUAAGCAUAGUUUUCCCAGCAUUAUCCAAGACGCGGAUGAUGACGCUAGUAUAGAAAAAAUAUUUAAACGGGAAUCAUUGAAAAAUCAAAGUAAAGGCAAGAUUAACAGAAAGCAAUUGCGAAUAUUGUCGUCGGUAAGUGAUAAAGAUUUUAAAAUAAGACAAAAACGAAAAACGAAACGAGACUCUGGAACCGACAAUUCUCGGUCGAGCGGUAUCAAUGGGAUUCAGAAGCAGGCGCCGACUGGUAUUCUGUUGCCAUCCAUUACCGAAUCCAAGGGAAGGACUUCGGUGGAUUUAGUGUUCUCUACAUUCUGGCUACCGUCGUCCGAAGUGUCUCUGAUUUUGUCGCAAGCGGAUCAGUGCAUUCGUAAAAAGAAAGCGUUGUUAGAGAGAGAUAAUAAAUUUGAGUAUAAGAAGGACGACGACAUCAUCAGCGAAUGUUUAGCCGAGCGGGGCAUUAAUUACAGAUUGUAUCAAGAGUCGAAGGAUAGGGAAAAUACCAAAAUCGCGCUUGGCCAAAUGACAAUAUACAGGAUGAAGUUAGAAUGCGUAUGUCCGGAGGAUAUGUUACCUAAUCAAACGUGCAGAAAUAUUUCGUCACGUCAGAGCUGGCCAGAAUAUCUAGGCUCUUUUGGAAACGGCUAUUUUAAGCCAUUGCGUAGAUUAAAUGUCUGAAGAAACUGCAAGGUUUUCGUCGAAUUAUAUAAAUUAUUGAGGAAACUUUCAUUGUAACGGUCUUUAAUGGAUUCGUUAACAGAUUAACAGAAUUAAAGAAUUAUCAAAUAGUCCCGUGCACUAUUUGCAAAAGUAUACAGUAACAAUCAUAAUUCUAAUAUCAAUUGUUAUAUAAAAGCAAUUUAUAUUAAUAUUUAUAUGCAGUCUUCUUCGCGAAAUAAAAAAGGAUGCAAAUAUAUGCGUAUUUGUACAUAUAAGAAUACAGUUGCUCUCGCAAUUAAAACCUUUAACGUUUAAUUUUGAAGAGAAUUUCUAUAAUCACAUAUCUGUUGAUCAUUUAUGAAUAAUUAAAAGUUUUUUUCAGAAUGCAGUUACGAAUGAAGAAGUAACUGUAUGUGCCAAAGGUGAUUUCAAUAACUCUUUAUAUAUACAAAUAUAUUAAAAUUUAUAACUUACGAUCGCAUAAAAAUGUUAAUAUAAUUAACGUUGAAAGUAUACGUUAUAUCAGUAAUAAGUUAAAUGUAACGAUCCCGCUAUCUAU
Messenger RNA from Temnothorax curvispinosus, 4087 nucleotides. RefSeq lists its product as uncharacterized. Bases 268 to 3546 code for a protein of 1092 amino acids. The transcript has 4 exons. The record is from RefSeq and is a predicted model, not a curated record. NCBI's taxonomy places the organism in Eukaryota, Metazoa, Arthropoda, Insecta, Hymenoptera, Formicidae. Gene Ontology annotation, molecular function: protein binding.